AUGUCGACCUUUGCCCUCCGGGGGGAGAAAUAUGAUGUUUGUAUAACUCUGUCUGGUGAGGACACCAUAAAUGAAGUCCUGAGGAAUGUUUUUGAAGAUCUUAUGGUCUGUUGGUGUCUGGCAUCUGACGCCCGCAUGACUGGGGAGGAAUUCGGUAGCAUUCCAAGACUCUCCUCAUGUAAACUCAAUGAUACCUGCUGUGAAACUGUGGCUUUGGCCCUGCAGAUACCAAACUCACCCAUGAUAGAGCUGGACAUGAGUCACAAUGAGCUGCAGGACUCAGGAGUGAAGCUGCUCUCUGAGGGCCUGAAGAGCCCAAACUGUCAGCUGAAGAUAUUGAGUUUAACAGGCUGUGCACUCACUGGACAGUGCUGUGAAUGUGUGGCAUCAUCUCUACAAUCAUCAAACUCCCGUCUGAUAGAGCUGGACAUUAGUGACAAUGACCUGCAGGAUUCAGGAGUGAAGCUGCUCUCUGAUGGACUGAAGAGCCCAAACUGUCAGCUGAAGAUACUGAGAUUGGCAGGCUGUAUACUCACUGGACAGUGCUGUGAAUUUUUGGCAUCAUCUCUACAAUCAUCAAACUCCCGUCUGAUAGAGCUGGACAUGAGUGACAAUGACCUGCAGGAUUCAGGAGUGAAGCUGCUCUCUGAUGGACUGAAGAGCCCAAACUGUCAGCUGGAGAUACUGAGAUUGGCAGGCUGUACACUCACUGGUCAGUGCUGUGAAAUUGUGGCAUCAGUUCUACAAUCAUCAAACUCCCAUCUGAUAGAGCUGGAUAUGAUUCGCGAUGAGCUGCGGGACUCAGGAGUGAAGCUGCUUUCUGAUGGACUGAAGAGCCCAAACUGUCAACUAAAAAUACUGAGAUUGUCUAUCUGUAGGGUGACAGAUGAAGGCUGUGGUUAUCUGGCUUCUGCUUUGCGCUCAAACCCCUCUCAUCUGAGAGACCUGGAUCUGAGCUUCAAUAACCUUGGAGAAUCAGGAGUCAAGAUGCUCUCUGAUCUACUGAACGAGCAAAGCUGCACACUGAACAAACUGGAUAUUGAACAGUGCGAAUAA
Molecule: messenger RNA, 1056 nt
Organism: Sinocyclocheilus grahami
Lineage: Eukaryota; Metazoa; Chordata; Actinopteri; Cypriniformes; Cyprinidae
Product: NACHT, LRR and PYD domains-containing protein 12-like
Exons: 6
Coding region: 1-1056 (351 amino acids)
Molecular function (GO): protein binding
Source: RefSeq, a predicted model, not a curated record